Messenger RNA from Notodromas monacha, 1683 nucleotides. NCBI's taxonomy places the organism in Eukaryota, Metazoa, Arthropoda, Ostracoda, Podocopida, Cyprididae. The record is from the annotation of a GenBank genome assembly.
AUGGGCGAGACUGAGGAGUCUGGCGAGCAGCCGGAUCCCAAGUCCCGGCGGUGUUUGAACUUGAAGAACCUUCUGCAGUGUUUGGUCAUCUGCAAGUCGCCAGCACCGCGACGGAGUGGAGGAGUGCCAGCCUUCACGCCCAAGUUGAAUUAUCAGCAGAACGUGAGUCCGAUCCCGGAUUUGCGACCCAGUUUGGAUCACACCGGGAACAACAAGCAGCCCUUUCAUUCCGGAACCCAGAACGACCACCGGUCCGGGGGAAGACGAAGUCGGUUCAAUUCGGGCAAUUCCAAUGGCAACGACUCUUCGCCACACGAGUCGUUUCAGCGGCAGUCGAGUGGGAGGACGUCUCUCAAGGAGAGGAAUAAGCAGUUGUCGGACCACGAGCAGUUUGAUUCCGGUCGUUCGUCGAGUCGGGGCAAGUGCGUCGACGACUCUGGGACAGAUGACGACUCGUCGAGGACAAGGAGAUCGGCGGACGUCGGGACUGGUGGCGGCGGCGGUGUUGGAGGUGGUGGUAGUAACAGUAACAACGUCGACGACGACGAGGGCUUCGUGGUGCACAAGCGGAAGGCCAUUCCUACGCUGGCCCAGCGAAUAUCAAGGCUGCAAUCGUCUGCAGGAGGUGGUGGUGGUGGUGGGAAUCGGAUAGAUGACGAUGUCCAAUCGGCAGCGGCGACGUUGGACUCGAGUCGAGCAGCGGGGAAGCCGUCGGACCGUCCGGCGGCGGGUGGUGGCGGCGGCGGCAGUGGCGGCACGAUCCGAUCUCGACGCAACUCGUUUAGUGAAGAGAGCCAGUUGACGUGGGAGAAUUUUGGCGGCAGCACGGACAACCUCCACUUGUUGUCGCGGAACCCGGACAAGGAACUGGGCCAGACGACGUCGGGACGAGCAGCGGUGGAUGCGAGAGCCGACGCCCGAGCUGCCGCGGCGGCCAUUCGACGCAAGAACAGCGACUUGCAGUCCACCAUUGAGCUCGGCGACGGACUGGUGCAGGACGACGAGGAUGCGUUGGCCAACCGACGCAGACGGCGGCGAUCGUCGUCGUCGGGCUUUGGUGGCGAAUCCCCACUUGUCCAGCAGCAACAGCCUCAGCAAUACCCGCCAACAGAGUACCAACAACAUCAUCAUCGUCAUCUGUCCAAGUCACCUUCGCCGAUGGACGACUCAGAUGUUGAGCAGCCGCCGCCGCCGUCACCACACAUGAGAGACUUGACGGCGUCCGGGUCGCGGCCCGUGAGCUUUGCCGAUUUGCCCACUUCGCAGAGCACCAUCAACAUCAAUUUUAUGCGCCAGCCGUCGACGGGCAGUGGCAGCGGGACUUCGACCAAGAAGGUUGUCGUUCCGCCGAGGAAGCCAAUGUCGAAUAUGACGAGUGCACCACCGAGUGUGGCGGCGGAGAUAACCAACGUGCGGUUGCAGUUGGAAGAGAACAAGCGCAAGAUUGAGGCGGAGAAGCGGAAGGUGGAGGCUGGGGUGGCCCUGAGGAAGCAGCACGUGGGCAAACAGGCCUUCAUGCACGCUCUUCACAAGUGGUUGGUGACGAAUAAGCUUCCGCUUGUAAUUUUCAAAUUUAUUAACAACAACAACAACGGCGACGACGACGACGACGACGACGACGACGACGAAAGGACUGGGGUUUACUUGAUUUGCCUGUGGAAUCGUUUAAAUCGUUGUUUCUAA